Molecule: messenger RNA, 1214 nt
Organism: Saimiri boliviensis boliviensis (Bolivian squirrel monkey)
Lineage: Eukaryota; Metazoa; Chordata; Mammalia; Primates; Cebidae
Gene: GPR25
Product: G protein-coupled receptor 25
Biological process (GO): G protein-coupled receptor signaling pathway; positive regulation of cytosolic calcium ion concentration; calcium-mediated signaling
Cellular component (GO): membrane; external side of plasma membrane
Molecular function (GO): C-C chemokine binding; C-C chemokine receptor activity
Source: RefSeq, a predicted model, not a curated record
GAGCAACCCCGCACCCCUGCUCAGAGCUGCUGCCGCCUGCGCCCAGGACUGCAUCCCGCGCAGGCCUGGUGACCAGGCCAUGGCCUCCACCGAGCCCUGGAGCCCCAGCCCGGGGUCCACGCCCUGGGACUACUCAGGGUUCGAUGACCUGGAGGAGCUGGAGCUGUGUCCGGCCGGGGACCUGCCCUACGGCUACGUCUACAUCCCCGCGCUCUACCUGGCCGCCUUCGCCGUGGGCCUGCUGGGCAACGCCUUGGUGGUGUGGCUGCUGGCCGGGCGGCGCGGCCCGCGGCGGCUGGUGGACACCUUCGUGCUGCACCUGGCGGCCGCGGACCUGGGCUUCGUGCUCACGCUGCCACUGUGGGCCGCGGCGGUGGCGCUCGGCGGCCGCUGGCCGUUCGGCGAGGGCCUCUGCAAGCUCAGCAGCUUCGCGCUGGCGGGCACGCGCUGUGCGGGCGCGCUGCUGCUGGCGGGCAUGAGCGUGGACCGCUACCUGGCCGUGGUGAAGCUGCUCGAGGCGCGGCCGCUGCGCACCCCGCGCUGCGCGCUGGCCUCGUGCUGCGGCGUCUGGGCCGUGGCGCUGCUGGCCGGCCUGCCCUCCCUGUUCUACCGGGGGCUGCAGCCGCUGCCCGGGGGCCGGGGCAGCCAGUGCGGGGAGGAGCCCUCCCACGCCUUCCAGGGCCUCAGCCUGCUGCUGCUGCUGCUCACCUUCGUGCUGCCCCUGGCCGUCACCCUCUUCUGCUACUGCCGCAUCUCGCGCCGCCUGCGCCGGCCGCCGCACGUGGGGCGCGCCCGGAGGAACUCGCUGCGCAUCAUCUUCGCCAUCGAGAGCGCGUUCGUGGGCUCCUGGCUGCCCUUCAGCGCCCUGCGGGCCGUCUUCCACCUGGCGCGGCUAGGGGCGCUGCCGCUGCCGUGUCCCCUGCUGCUGGCGCUGCGCUGGGGCCUCACGGUCGCCACCUGCCUGGCCUUCGUCAACAGCUGCGCCAACCCGCUCAUCUACCUCCUGCUGGACCGCUCCUUCCGAGCCCGGGCGCGGGACGAGGCCUGCGGGCGCACCGGCCUCCUGGCGCGAAGGAACAGCUCGGCCUCCUCGCUCUCCAGGGACGACGGUUCCGUGUUCUGGGGCCGGGCCCAGGCAGCGAACACUGCUUCGGCCUCCUGGUAGCGGCCCCGGGCCGCUGGAGGUGGGCAGCAGUGGAGCAGUGAGAGGCGGG